AUGGAGAAAUACGAGGUUCAGGAAACACUUGCAAGCGGAUCCACGGCAAAGAUUAAGAAGGUGGUAACCACUGGAGACAAGGAGUAUGCGAUAAAGCUGAUGAGAAAGGAGAGCGUGCCUCUGAAAGUGUUUUUGAGAGAAGUGAAGAUACACAAGUCUCUGAAGCAUCCAAAUAUAGUCGAGAUUGUUGAUUCAUAUGAAGACAGGGAGAGAUAUUGCAUUGUAAUGAGGCUGGGCUAUGGAGAGGUGGGCAGUAUGAUUCAGUCUGGUGUGGGGUUAGACCCGCUUUUGGCAAAUGUUUAUUUCAGACAGUUAGUUUCUGCAGUGAGAUACCUGCACUCAAAGGGAAUAUGCCACCGGGACAUAAAGCCGGAAAACAUGCUUAUUGAUGCGAAUGGAAACCUUCUGUUGUCAGAUUUUGGGUUUUCAACCUUGUUUCUCCGCAAGGGAAAGAAAAGAAGGCUUCGAUUGCUUGCAGGGAGUCCUGAAUACAUGGCGCCUGAAGUCUUUGAGGGCGACUACGAUGGAAGCCUUGCAGAUAUAUGGUCUUGCGGAAUAAGCCUCAUUGCAUUUUUGACGGGCACGCUUCCAUGGGGUGCAGCAGAAAAGUCUGAUGAGCAGUUCUCCUCCUUUAUAUCGAAGAGGGACCAUAGUCAGGCACCCUUCGAUAGAAUAAGAGGACAGGUGAUGAGGCUUAUAAUGAAAAUUCUGGUUAGGAAAGAAGAUCGUUUGUCUGCAUCGAUGAUUAUGGAGGAUCCAUGGGUUGUGCAGCCCAACAGGCUUCUCAAUGAGUCGGGGCUUUGUAAAGAUGCCCACGGGAUAUUUGAGCUGAUUCCGUGCAAAAGUAAGACUGCACUCCACUUCACUCAGCCUGGUGAGAUGCACAAGACACCAAAAGCAUGCUUUAUUUCUUCGCAGCCAGAAAGAGUUAGAGGAGGAAACGUCCAUAGGCUAUAUGCUAAGAAGGUGCAUGGCAGGUGUGUUGUGAAGGAGAUAUGCGAGGUUCUCGACUCGAUGGUGGUUUCCCACAGGGACGCCGGGGAGUCUGUCGUGUUUUCUACAAUUGAUUCCAAAAGAUCAGCGCUUUCUGGAGAAAUUGGUGUCAGGAGGCUAGAUGGAGAUUACUGUGUAACUGUCCGCAGGACGAGGGGAGAUGCCCGAGAAUUCGAGAAGUUUGUAAAAGUGUUUGAGGGCCUGAUUGGAUACAGUAGCAGGAUGCACCUAAAUAGAAUUACAUAA
Encephalitozoon hellem ATCC 50504 is the source of this 1239-nucleotide messenger RNA. Its product is annotated as serine/threonine-specific kinase. Gene Ontology annotation, biological process: protein phosphorylation; intracellular signal transduction. The record is from RefSeq and is a predicted model, not a curated record. Gene Ontology annotation, cellular component: cytoplasm. Gene Ontology annotation, molecular function: protein serine/threonine kinase activity; ATP binding. The coding region runs from base 1 to 1239 and encodes 412 amino acids. The transcript has a single exon. Lineage: Eukaryota; Fungi; Microsporidia; Unikaryonidae.